Molecule: messenger RNA, 156 nt
Organism: Entrophospora sp. SA101
Lineage: Eukaryota; Fungi; Glomeromycota; Glomeromycetes; Entrophosporales; Entrophosporaceae
Source: the annotation of a GenBank genome assembly
AGAAAAUCAACGUUAUCAACAACAACAUCAAUACCUGUACUUUCAUCGCAAUCAUCACAAUCAACCAAUGAGUUAAUUGUUGAUCCGAUGAAAAAAGUUUUUGCUGCAUUGAGAAUGCCAUCAGAUGGAAAUUUUGAUGUAGAGGAAUUAAAGUAA